UACCAUGACAUGUACCUACUUAUAUGUCAAGAGUUAUUUUUAAGAAGAUUUCGGCCACAAUAAUUAUAAAAUGCUUUCGAAAUUCUUCAGACCCCUAUACCCUCUCACAAGAUCCCUUCUAGUGCCGAAUAUCAGAGUCAAGAGACUUGUCCACCAGAGCGCGAGCCGGUAUGGACAGCUGAUACCCGCCUCGCAGUACGACGCGCCUUUGCCGAAGAGACUGCACCUGACCUACGCCUUGAAGAACUACUGGGAGUUAAUACCUCUGGCCCUCAUCACGCUGACCAGCCUUACUCUCAUGACACUGUCCUUAAUAUGGGCUUCUUUCCAUAAGGUGGACGUGGUGUACACGGCGCACAGCCGCGCCAACAUCUCGCGCACGAUGGACCUGCGCAACCCGAGCGUGCACAAGCUCGUCAUCAUCAACCAGCGCUACGAGCCGUGGCCCGAGAUGCAGGACGUGCUCGACAAGAUGCGCAUGGCCGAGAAGCGCGCGCUGGUUCGCCUGCAGACUUGCGCCCACGCAUAGACAACAUGUUGAAAUCCUGUUGUAUUGUUGGUUGUUAUUGAAAAAUAAACUUGUGAGGAGUUUUA
This is a messenger RNA of Maniola jurtina (meadow brown), 594 nucleotides long. RefSeq lists its product as uncharacterized. The transcript has 2 exons. Lineage: Eukaryota; Metazoa; Arthropoda; Insecta; Lepidoptera; Nymphalidae. The coding region runs from base 71 to 529 and encodes 152 amino acids. The record is from RefSeq and is a predicted model, not a curated record.